CUAGAUCAGUUCAACGAGGCCUACCCCCUGGUCUUUGCAAAGUUUAUUGGCGUAUGACUACGUGGUGUGAAAUAGGCUAGUGACAUUUUUUUGUACAUUCGGUGUUUGAUUUUGAGAAAUGCGAAAUCAUCUAUUUGUAGCAGUAAACAUAAUUUUACAGUAACCUAGCAAAUGCCGUCCUCAUUACUGUUCAGUUCGCAGAGGCACGGUUUAAUUUAACCAUUGAUACGAGGCCUAGUAUAGGCUGUUCGAUAGAUCAUGGCUUCAUGUAAACAAACAUGUAUAACAUCUUUAACUUCGGUAACAAAUAGGCUCGAGUAGCCUACGUUUAAGAACAGUUACCACUCGGAUAUUAGGCUAUUCCAAGUCCAACUAGUAGCAUUUUACAAUGUGAAUGUGAGACAAAGUUGAGGCGAGUCGUGAAAUGGAUUCUUUGAAACACUGUAACCGAGUUUGCUACAAUGUGGUAAUUCCCGUAUGGUUAAUAUUUGGCGGCAGCGGCGGCGUUUGAUUGUCUGGGAAGGAAUGCAUGAGCCUAUUGUAACGAUUAAUGAGUUACCCGAAGGAGCAGUCAAGUCCCCCUCCAACAAGUACCAAGUGUUCUUCUUUGGGACACAUGAGACUGCAUUCCUGGGUCCCAAGGACUUGUUCCCCUAUGAGGAGGGCAAGGAGAAGUUUGGCAAGCCCACCAAGAGGAAAGGCUUCAGUGAGGGUCUAUGGGAAAUUGAGAACAAUCCUACGGUGAUACACGAACCCGCAGGUUAUGAGCUGGCAAAGGAGACCCCAGCAGAGGGGGCGGUGGAGGCAGGUGUGCCGCGAAAGGGGAAUGCAGAAGGAAGCAGUGAUGAGGACGAAGGGACCCUUAUCAUCGAUGAAAAGACCGACAGGGGAGGGGCCAAGAGGAAAGCUGGGGAUUCCGUCGAGAGCUCUCCUAAACGACCUAAGGACACAGAGAGCAAAGGUGACUCGAAGGUGGAUAGCAAGAAGUCUGACACCGAGCUGAAGCUCAAUGACAAGGCAGGGCCUAAGCCCACAGCGCUGUCUUCUGCAGGUGAACCAAAGCCAGAGAGCCAAGCAAAACCACCGACCGAGGCCCAAUUAACAUCAGAGAAGCCUGUGACUGACAGUGCUUAACAUCAACCCUCCGAGGAUGACCAAGGACCCGUGGUUCUUUUCCAUGGAAUUUUGGGCAUCAACAUAAUUAGCUAGUCUUUGAAUGCUAGGUUUCUGCUGUUAUUAAGUAACUGGAAAGUGUUAAGACCUAUAUAGAAAUUGUACAGGCAAAACAAACUUACUUGCCAGUUGGGGGUAUUGAAUAUCCCAGGAUUUAAAUUGUUGUCAAACCAAUAGUGAGGAGAAAUGCAAUGCUCAAGAGGAAAUGGGUUUCGGAUGUGUACAUUUUUUUUUAAGUGCAAUUAUGAAGUCUAGCUGCUAGGUGUCAAAAUGCAUUACAGUUUAGAGAGUACACACGCCCGCCGGUUUCUUAACCAUCUGAACAUAAGCAAACAAAAACACAAUUUGGGGGAAAAUCUUUUGAACAUCACAUUCAUAAUGCUUUUCCAUUUGACAUGAGAAUCCUGCUCAUCCUGUUUUAAAUACGUUUUUAGUUUUGUGGUUCGUUGGUUUGAGAAUAUUAGAUAGCUUUUUAUCUAUGACGGUGUGCUUUAUAAAAAGAACACAUCUUUAUGUUGUUGGCUUUAAGGUGUGUACGGUGCAUUCUGAAAGUAUUCAGACCCCUCCAAAUUUUGUUACAUUACAGCCUUAUUCUAAAAUGGAUUAAAUAGUUUUUUUCCCCUCUUCAAUCUACACACAAUACCUCAUAAUGACAAAGAAAAAAACAGGUUGUUUUA
Oncorhynchus mykiss (rainbow trout) is the source of this 1850-nucleotide messenger RNA. RefSeq names its product hepatoma-derived growth factor. The record is from RefSeq and is a predicted model, not a curated record. Lineage: Eukaryota; Metazoa; Chordata; Actinopteri; Salmoniformes; Salmonidae.